Notolabrus celidotus (New Zealand spotty) is the source of this 3469-nucleotide messenger RNA. Its product is annotated as nuclear distribution protein nudE homolog 1-B-like. The transcript is spliced from 9 exons. Gene Ontology annotation, biological process: centrosome localization; vesicle transport along microtubule; cell migration. NCBI's taxonomy places the organism in Eukaryota, Metazoa, Chordata, Actinopteri, Labriformes, Labridae. The record is from RefSeq and is a predicted model, not a curated record. The coding region runs from base 286 to 1350 and encodes 354 amino acids. Gene Ontology annotation, cellular component: centrosome; kinesin complex; kinetochore. Gene Ontology annotation, molecular function: microtubule binding.
UAACUUCUGAUUGGUCGAGUGUCCAGGACAAUAUGAAUGGCUACAUGUAUUGUUCGACUUCUUCCCAAGACAGUCUCAACUUUGUGGAUCUCAACUCCAGGAAAGUCCCUCUUAUGUAGUUUACUCGUGUCGGUUUUACUUUAGAGUAAACCGGGGGACUUAGUCUUUAGUGACACGAGGAAACGAAGAGGACUCGACAUUAAACUGGAGAAGAGUACGUCGAAGGAAGCUAACUGUUGAGUGAGACUCUGCUCUUCAUCUGGGCUGGACCGUCCUGAGCUUGAGAUGGGGGAUCCAGAGCCUCCAGAGUUUGGGUCCCUGGAGGAGGAGCUGGAGUAUUGGAGGGAUCAGGCUGCCAGACACCAACAGAGUGCGGAGGAAGCCCAGGAGGAGCUGCAGGAGUUUCAGCAGAUGAGCCGGGACUACGAGGUGGAGCUGGAGACGGAGCUCAAACAGUGUGAAGCGCGAAACCGCGAGCUCACCGCUUCAAAUAACCGCCUCCGCAUGGAGCUGGAGAACUACAAGGAGAAGUACGAGACACAGCACUCGGAGGCGUACCGUCAGAUCUCCACCCUGGAAGGAGACCUGGCUGAGACCACGGCCAUCAGAGACCAGCUUCACAAAUACAUCCGGGAGCUGGAGCAGGCCAACGACGACCUGGAGCGGACGAAGAGGGCGACCAUCAUGUCUCUGGAGGACUUUGAGCAGAGGAUGAACCAGGUCAUUGAGAGGAACGCCUUCCUGGAGAGCGAGUUGGACGAGAAGGAGAACCUGCUGGAGUCUGUCCAGAGGCUGAAAGACGAGGCCAGAGAUCUGCGACAGGAGCUGGCGGUGCGGCAGAAGCAGCAGGUUCAGGACAGGAAGCCGUCUCUCACCACUGUGGUCAAAGAGCUUCCCCUCGCCGCAGCUUCCCCGGCCGGUUUGCCGACGCCCCCGCUCACCCCUCCGGACAAAAGAACGGAGGACAAAAACACACCUUCAUCCUCUAACAAGCCCGUCCCUCCUGCCACCAACACGCCGUCCAGACCUGCAGACUCCUUCGCCACGCCGCCGGCAUCCAUCAGCAGAGCCGACAGCCUCUCAGCGACUCCUCUCACCACGUCGGCGAGGAUCUCGGCUCUCAGCAUCGUCGGGGAGCUGCUGAGAAAAGUCGGGAACUUGGAGUCGAAGCUGGCGUCGUGUCGGGAAUACGUCCACGAGCAGACGGGAGCCCGCAGAGGCCACGCGGGAGGACAGGGGGCGACGGCGAGUCAGAACAACUCAUCAGAGACGCAUCCCACAAACGGUCUCUACAACAAGGGGCUGGUGAAGAGGUUAGACUUCGGAGCGGGGUCCAAACUGCUGCUGUGAAGCGUCAAAGAAACCGUCCUUCGUCGAAGCUGCUCGAUGCUCCCUCUUCAUCAGACCCGGAUCUCCAAAGCGAGUGACGGUACUGUGUUUGCACAUUAAACGGACCGCUCUCUCUGCGAGCUGCAGAGACGAAACUGUACGAUGCGUUACUACGAAGACUUUCGGGACGUCCGAUUCAAGCAGGACUUCUUCUCAGCACUUCGCUCGAGCUGAACUAACCGACCGGACUUGUUUCUGUUUGAUCUCUUUUUGCCUUGUUUUGCUGUAAAGGUGGGUCGAGACUGAGUGUGGAGCUAAUUUAAAAAACACACAGUCAGGGAAAAGACUUCACUAAUGUGGUCUGCAUGGUUUGCUGUGAUGAUACAGACACUGGUUCUGUGUGGACGGAUGAGAACAAACCUCUCCAAACCACAUUGAGUCAAGUCACGGUUUAGAUUCAUGAAUCUGCUGCAGCUUCUUGUCCUUUAAACUGCUCCUUUAUUAACAGUCUUACUUUGAUUCAUCAGCUUCCUUUCACUUCUGUCCGACUUGAUUUGACGUCAUUGGUUCGUUUGAUGCAAAGCAACUCUUUAUAUGUGAUUUUACAGCUGCAGAGACGUUACUGAGAUGUCUGAAUUUUAAACCACAUCCAAAUGUUGCUCCAUCUACAAAAACAUGACACGUUUUCUCUCAGAUUUUUCAUUCCUGGUCCGGAUCAAAUUCAAGAUAGUUGGAUGAGAUUUGGACUUUCGCUCUGAACAAGCACAACAAAAAUUUAAGGUUGCACCAAAAGUUGAUUUGUGAAAUUCCAACUAAAGAAAAAAGGGAUAGUUCAGUUCUUUGGGGGUCAUUUUUGGACGUGGGUACUCACCACACACCUGAACACACCUGAAGGGCGUCUGACACUGAAAGGACACUUUUAACUACACGAGUGGAGAGGUUUUCUCUUUGGGCAACAUUUUCUUCUUCCUUUUACACAAUACAUCUCCACAGGUCAGGUUUCAUCACUGAGGUGCAUGGCGGCAAAAUCACAUUUAAAGGGACAGUCAGGGUUUUAUUGAAGUGGCAUUGUGAUAAGGUGAUAAUGUUCUGCUGAAAAAUGUACUCAAAAGAUGCACUUCAAUUCAGCUUUCCUGGUUUUCUGAUUUAACUUCUAAAAAAAUUGAAGAAAGCGGCCGUACACAACCGCUGGUAUCCUCUGAUCCAGAAAGGUCAUGAAAUACUGAGUCACCUGCACUACCAGGUAACUUUGGAAUCUCUCCCCUGUGGGUAAUACACUUGCUAUUGACAUGUAACUCAUACAACCCCACUUAAAAAACACUGAACUAUCCCUUUAAUGUGAUACAACUUCCCUAACAAGAGGAGAAAAUGUCACAAAAUUCAGAUCUGAUAUUUUAGACUUUAUAGACUAUCACAGAUUAAUGAACUGAUUGAUUAGGAGGGAUCAGAAGCUUGUGGAUAUUAGUAUUACUACAGGAACUACUCGUGCAAAAUCUAAAACAAGGAGAGGAACCUUUUAAUCAAUUCAAAAUUGGUUCCCUGGCAAUUUAGUUCUUGGUAAUUUAGGUGAAAACAUGUCUUUAGACACUUGAGAAUAAAGCGACUCCCUCUGCAGAGCAUCACUUCUUCUUGCACCGCCCGGUUUCCUGCAUCCCUGGACGUCACUCUCUCCUGCAUUUUUCUAUCCUGGUACCUAAAUUCGAAUACGUCUCGACAAGGAGGACUCUUUUAUCGCUGGUGAUAAUUCCAGCGUAAACUCUCAAAUGAAACGACUCCCUCUGCAGAGCUCGACUUCUGCCUCUGCGGGAGUGAAAUAGGAAACGAUUUGAAAACUUCAGUGAAGGCUUCUUGUGUUUUAUGUUAAAAAAGAACAGUAUGUAAUAGACGGACUUGUAGUGUGUGUUUAUGUGACGAUGUAGAGUCGCUAACGUAGGAUGAGUUUGUAGGAUGUGUUUCAGCGCUCAGGGCGACUUUUAAAAUGGAAAGACGUGGGGAACGAGUUAAGUUUGCCUUCUUGGACUUUAAAGGACUGACAUGCUCACAAACAACGUGUUAACUUUAUUUUUGUUGCUCUUUGUUUACUGUCAGUGCUGCUUCUGUUUCUGAAAAGCAAUAAAACUUGAAAUGUAAUAAAACUAAA